Mesorhabditis belari is the source of this 468-nucleotide messenger RNA. The record is from the annotation of a GenBank genome assembly. Lineage: Eukaryota; Metazoa; Nematoda; Chromadorea; Rhabditida; Rhabditidae.
AUGUCGUCCUGUUACCGAUGUGGUGAGAGUGGCCAUUUCGCCCGGGAGUGUCAAAACGCUGGAGAUGGUGGUCAACGCGGAGGCGGAGGCGGUCGUUCUGGAGGCGGUGGUGGUGGUGGAGGUGGCACCUGCUACAGCUGCGGCAAGUCCGGUCAUUUCUCGAGGGACUGUGAGGAGCGUGGCACUGGCGGCGGCGGUGGCGGACGUGGUUCUGGAGGACGCGGUGGCGAAUGCUAUCAAUGUGGAGAGACGGGCCACAUGUCGCGCGAUUGUCAAUCAGGUGGCCGCAGCGGCGGAGGAGGAGGACGAUCAGGAGGACCAAAAUGCUACAGCUGUGGCGAGAGUGGACAUAUGUCCCGAGAUUGUCGUCAGGGUGGUCAAGGUGGUGAAGGAGGGGGCCGAGGUAGCACUCAAAAAUGCUACAAUUGUGGACAGACAGGACACAUCUCGCGUGAGUGCACUGCAAAC